Messenger RNA from Phlebotomus papatasi, 950 nucleotides. It is a transcript of the gene Sf3a2, whose product is annotated as splicing factor 3A subunit 2. NCBI's taxonomy places the organism in Eukaryota, Metazoa, Arthropoda, Insecta, Diptera, Psychodidae. Bases 87 to 884 code for a protein of 265 amino acids. The transcript has 2 exons. The record is from RefSeq and is a predicted model, not a curated record. Gene Ontology annotation, molecular function: zinc ion binding; nucleic acid binding. Gene Ontology annotation, cellular component: nucleus; catalytic step 2 spliceosome; U2 snRNP. Gene Ontology annotation, biological process: spliceosomal complex assembly.
ACAAACGUUUUACAUCAACUUUGCGGCAUUGGUUUGUUUACAUUUUUCAAGAUCCCAGAAAAUUGCAGAUUUUUCUGUAAUUAAGGAUGGAUUUCCAGAAUCGUCCUGGUGGGAAAACCGGAGGAGGAGGAGUGGCAUCAUGGUCAGAAACGAAUCGCGAUCGCCGGGAACGUUUGAGGCAGCUGGCCUUGGAGACAAUAGACCUGGCCAAGGAUCCUUACUUUAUGAAGAACCAUUUGGGUUCCUAUGAGUGCAAAUUGUGUCUGACCCUUCACAAUAACGAGGGAAGCUACCUGGCACACACGCAAGGCAAGAAGCAUCAGGCUAACUUGGCCCGGAGAGCUGCUAAGGAGGCUAAGGAAGCUCCUCAGUCACUGGCACCGGAGAAGCCACGAGUAGAGCCCAAGAAAUUCGUGAAAAUCGGACGUCCAGGCUACCGUGUAACCAAGCAACGAGAUCCGGACAGUGGACAGCAGAGUCUCCUGUUCCAGAUUGACUAUCCCGAGAUAUCGGAUGGCAUUGUGCCACGACAUCGCUUCAUGUCAGCCUAUGAGCAGAAAAUUGAGCCUCCAGAUCGUAAAUGGCAGUACCUGCUUUUUGCAGCUGAACCCUACGAGACCAUCGCCUUCAAGGUGCCCAGUCGCGAAGUGGAGAAGACAGAGGGUAAAUUCUGGACGUACUGGAACAAAGACACCAAACAGUUCUUCCUCCAAUUCGCGUUCAAGCUCGAGCCCAAGAUUAUUCCACCGCCGCCGCCGAAUCUUCGAGCAGGGGGACAUGGAAUGGGUUCAGUUGUUCCACCUCCUCCACGUCCUCCCAUGUUCAAUCCCGUUCCACCUCCUCCGCCAAUGGCUGUCCUUCCUGUCCCAGCACCACCAAUGUGAGACACAACUUAGACUUUUAGACGGAACCAUGAAAGGAAUUUUAUCAAUAAAAAUUGUUUUAAAGUC